Opisthocomus hoazin is the source of this 1501-nucleotide messenger RNA. The record is from RefSeq and is a predicted model, not a curated record. NCBI's taxonomy places the organism in Eukaryota, Metazoa, Chordata, Aves, Opisthocomiformes, Opisthocomidae.
AUAAAGCCACCCGAGUGUGCUAGCAGGUCACAGAACAGCUGUCUUCUCAGACGUGUGAACAGAAAGGAUAUUCUCUACUCCCUUUUUUAAAUGGUUGUGAGCCAUGCCUUUGGUGAAAAGGAACAUCGAACCGCGGCAUCUCUGCCGAGGAGCUCUGCCAGAGGGAAUUACUAGUGAACUGGAAUGUGUAACGAAUAGUACCCUCGCUGCCAUCAUACGCCAGCUGAGCAGCUUAAGCAAACAUGCUGAAGACAUAUUUGGUGAAUUGUUUAAUGAGGCCAACAGCUUCUACAUCAGAGCAAAUUCCCUUCAAGACAGAAUUGAUCGCCUUGCUGUCAAAGUUACCCAGCUGGAUUCAACAGUAGAAGAGGUAUCGUUACAGGAUAUCAACAUGAAAAAAGCAUUCAAGAGCUCAACAAUUCAAGAUCAGCAGGUAGUUUCAAAGAACAGCAUUCCUAACCCGGUGGCUGAUAUUUAUAAUCAGAGUGACAAACCACCACCUCUGAAUAUCCUUUCACCUUACAGGGAUGAUAAGAAAGAUGGAUUGAAGUUCUAUACUGAUCCUUCCUAUUUCUUUGAUCUUUGGAAAGAAAAAAUGUUACAAGAUACUGAAGAUAAGCGAAAAGAAAAGAGGAGACAAAAGGAGCAAAAGCGUAUAGAUGGCACCACCCGUGAGGUGAAAAAGGUUAGAAAAGCCAGGAACAGACGCCAGGAGUGGAAUAUGAUGGCGUAUGACAAAGAGCUUAGACCUGACAACAGGUUGUCUCAAAGUGUGUACCAUGGAGCAUCUUCCGAGGGAUCACUGUCCCCAGAUACUAGGUCCCAUGCAUCUGACGUUACCGAUUAUUCUUAUCCUGCUACUCCGAAUCAUUCCCUCCAUCAGCAGAUAGCAGUACCUUCGUAUGGAACAGGAGAUGGUCCACAGUACAUGGCAGCAUCCCAAAGCCAUGAGCAUGAAUACAGACCACCUUCCACCACUGUCCGACACGCUACUUUAAACAGACCUCAGCAACCACCUCCACCACCACCCCAGCCUUCAGAUGGCCAGCAUAGCUCAGUACCUGGGGUACCACCAGAAUAUGGGAUGCUUCCAGCUCAGAUGGUGGAUUAUUACAACCCUACAGGUCCUCCCCCCCCUCCUCCGCCCCCCAUGAUUCCUUCAGCACAAACUGCCUUUGUUAGUCCCCUUCAGCUUCCCGCGCCACCUUCCCAUUCUGGACUGGCGACUGGCUCUACGUAUGCAGCUACUCAUCCUCCUCCUCCUGGUGGGCUUAAACGUCACGAGCCAGCGCAGCCGCCCGUCAGUGAUGCACGGAGCGAUCUUCUUGCUGCCAUUCGCAUGGGAAUUCAGCUGAAAAAGGUGCAGGAGCAACGUGAGCAAGAAGCAAAGCGAGAGCCUGUUGGAAACGAUGUGGCAACCAUCCUGUCCAGGCGCAUUGCCGUGGAAUACAGUGAUUCUGAUGACGAUUCAGAGUUUGAUGAGAACGAUUGGUCAGACUGA